This is a messenger RNA of Cucumis melo (muskmelon), 1635 nucleotides long. RefSeq names its product 50S ribosomal protein L21, mitochondrial. Gene Ontology annotation, cellular component: ribosome. The record is from RefSeq and is a predicted model, not a curated record. NCBI's taxonomy places the organism in Eukaryota, Viridiplantae, Streptophyta, Magnoliopsida, Cucurbitales, Cucurbitaceae. The coding region runs from base 445 to 1284 and encodes 279 amino acids. Gene Ontology annotation, molecular function: structural constituent of ribosome; RNA binding. Gene Ontology annotation, biological process: translation. The transcript has 6 exons.
AAACUUUAGAACAUGCCAUAAAAUCUUAAGAUACAAAUUUGUUUCCAUCAAAUGCUACCGAUACCCUCCCAAAUGAGUAUAGGGGUAAAUUAGAGAAGGAUUGAAAAGCCAAAUUUCCGUUUUAUUAUUCAAAACUAUUGUUGCUUUUACUCUUUGAUUUUUCUGAACCCUAUUUCAUUUCACGCCAGCCACCCCCUCCAUCCCCUCUCUCCCUCCAUCUCACUGCCACCCUCUGCACGCCGGACGCCACCCCUUCCCGACGUACCGACUACCUCCCGGCGAAGUCUCCGCCACUUCAUCCCUCCGACAUUCGCUCGCCUCUAGACCAAACAGAGUUGGUUAUCUCUGUUUUUUUCUCUUUUACUCAGAAACAGAAAGUGGUUCAGUCCCUCACGCCCACUGCCGGUCAUUUUUCAGAUCCCCGAGCAUGUGUAGGAGUUGUAUAUGGAUAAGGCCAUAAGGAUCACCACCAUGGCGAACAGACGGUGUUUACAAGUACUAACUCGUCAUGCCUCAGCCAUUCUUUCCACCAAGCCAUAUAUCCACACGCUGAAAAUUGCACCUUCCCUCCUUUUCGAGAAUUUCCAUACUCAUGCUUCUCUAUCAAACUGCCUUUCUGCUAAAACUGAUCCUUCUUUGUGUACCUACUGGUCACAUACCCGAUAUCUCUCAUCUGAUAGUCGGAAUGGCAAUGAGGAUGAUUUUACUGAAGAUGAAGAUGAAGAUGAAGAUGAUGAAGCAUAUGAUAGUGAGGAUGAUGGUAUUUCGACAUCGAGUAGGGUUAUGAAAAAGGAGUAUACAAAGGAGGAGAUGGAGGCUGAAGCAGCUGCUAUUGGAUAUAAAGUAUUAGGGCCACUCGAUCAAUCUGAAGGGAUUUUCAAGCCUUACGAGCCUGCUUUUGCUGUUGUUCAGAUUGGCUCACACCAAUUCAAGGUUAGCAAUGGAGACAGCAUUUUUACUGAGAGAUUAAAAUUCUGUGAUGUGAAUGACAAGUUGAUAUUGAAUAAGGUUCUCUUGGUUGGCUCAAGUAGCCAAACGAUUGUAGGUAGGCCAACAGUACCAAGUGCGUUUGUUCAAGCAGUUGUUGAGGAACAUGCAUUAGAUGCAAAAGUAAUCAUCUUCAAGAAAAAAAGGAGGAAGAACUACCGCAGAACCAAAGGACAUCGCCAGGAAUUAACAAAGUUGAGGAUUGUUGAUAUUCAAGGUAUCGAAAAACCAGAAAACAUUGGAAAGCCUUCAAAAGUAACGGAUAAGAAGCAAGAACAAGUUGCAGUAGCUGCUUAAGUAGAAGGUUCCAUGAUUCUUACUAGCUAGAAGUGCUAAGUUGGAUCUUGUAAUUCCUUAGAAGGGAGUCCUUUACUCCCAGCUAGGCUUGUUUCGUAGGAAGGCCACUUUGCUAGGAUUCCCAUUUCUUUUCUUCGUUUUCCUGGCAGUUUUCCCCAAAAAUGCGAUGUCUUCUAUUUGAAUAAAUGAAAUUUUCUCAUCAGAAUUGUGGUCAUACAUUUGAGAAGAGUUUGGAAUUGUAUGGACUAGGAUUUAUGCCAUAUAUAUCAGAUAUGUAUGGUAGAUAUUGAGUUUCUUGAUUUGUUGGGAGGUUACAGGAUCAUACAUUAUAUAUUUUUCUUUUAUUUUUUA